Molecule: messenger RNA, 942 nt
Organism: Sorghum bicolor (sorghum)
Lineage: Eukaryota; Viridiplantae; Streptophyta; Magnoliopsida; Poales; Poaceae
Product: pollen allergen Phl p 11
Exons: 1
Coding region: 70-570 (166 amino acids)
Source: RefSeq, a predicted model, not a curated record
CACGAACGACGAUCCUCUCCGUCCCGUCCCCAAGCAAAAAGCUAGACGUAGAACACGAAUAGAUAAAGAAUGACGCAGCAGUCGAUGGUGGCGCUGGUCGCCGCCGGCGUCCUCCUCCUCGCCGGCGUGGCGUCGGCGGAGAAGGCGGGCGGGUUCGUGGUGACGGGUCGCGUGUACUGCGACCCCUGCCGCGCCGGGUUCGAGACGAACGUGUCCAAGAGCGUGGCGGGCGCGACGGUGGAGGUGGUGUGCCGGCACUUCGAGGCGAGCAAGGAGACGCUCAAGGCGGAGGCGACGACGGACGACUUCGGGUGGUACAAGCUGGAGAUCGACCAGGACCACCAGGAGGAGAUCUGCGAGGUGGUGCUCAAGAAGAGCCCCGACCCGGCGUGCGCCGAGAUCGAGGAGCAGCGCGCCCGCGCCCGCGUCCCGCUCACCUCCAACAACGGCAUCAAGCAGAAGGGCACCCGGUACGCCAACCCCAUCGCCUUCUUCCGCAAGGACCCGCUCAAGGAGUGCGGCGCAAUCCUCCAGAAGUACGACCUCAAGGACGCAUCCGACACGCCAUGAUCAUGUGUAUCAUAUCGAUCGUUAAGCGUCCAUCGACGACGACGACGACGUCGUCCGGCCAUCCGUUACGUACCUCGAUCGAUCGAGCAACUAACUGAACUGUCAUAUAUACAUAUAUAUGCAUAUAUGGUAGUAGUAGUAGUAGUAGGUCCCGCGCCCGGCCGGCCGUUGUUCGCCGGCGCCGGAGAAGAUGGUAGUAGCUAGCCACCAAGUGUCUUCCUCGUUUUUUGUAUUGCUUGUGUUGUGUGUAUGUAUAUGUACUCCUGCAUGCAUUCCAAGGCAACUAUACAACGAUCAGUUUCUCUUGUUGGGCCUAAAUCUGCAUGCAUGCACAGAUAAAAUGCAAGCUCUGCAAUGUUUGUUUCUGGCUUC